AUGGGCCUGAGUAGGCUACUACAUUCAGACAUGGCGGGAGAAACGGUGGAGCAGGCUACUGAUAGAGAGCAAGAAGAAGCAUAUUUUUGUAGAGAAAGGAUGAAAUGCACAACAGAAGAGGAGACAAUACUCGAAAGGCAACACUUUUGGAAAGUGAUUGAUGGGUUUAGAUACUACAGGAUGCAUGUUCAGGAACGGGUGAAUCGAGCAGAGCAUCAGUUCCGGAGUCUUCCGGAGCAUCAUCAUCAGCUGCCACUGCCCAGGGUCCUGCCCAACCUGGCCCGUAUCCGGCGCAGUGUGGACCACAACCAGGACGUGCUGCAUGCCAUCAUGCUCGACUGUGUCCACAUGUUUGAGAACAUGCAGUAUGGCGAAGAGGUGGAGAGAGAGUCUGUCCCCACCACCUACACUAAGAAUUAUCAGUCCAUGCUGAAGUACCUGUAUGACUGUGUUUUCUUCGUGGCACGGAAACCUGACCAUCUGAAUGCCAACGGGCUCCAGGUGGUCUACGAGAACAGACUGGAAGCGUUGCCACGGCGAGAGAGCUGUGGCAAUCUAACGUGACAUUACAGCGCAACGACCGAUUGGCUGCCGUCGAGAGCAUAAAAAAAAAAAAGAGUAAGAUGACAGAAACACAAGACAAUGGAAAGAUUUGCUUUAAAUGUGCUUAUUUUCUAUAUCUCAUUGCCGGGAACUCCCCGAUCACCUUAUGUCCAAGCCUUUGAGAUUGAGACGGACACCUAUAAUGGACUGAAAUGACUACAUCAUUCAGCCCUUGGACUGUUUGUCUUCAGUUAGAUGUAAGGUGACGUCUCCAUGCUGACCUGAUGUGGUUGCAUGCGUGUUAGACCCGCCUCUACAGCUUCCCAAUGUAUUUAUUUUGUAAAAUACAGUGACCAACUCUGGCUAUUUAUAGUACUUUCUCACUGGGAAAAGUCAGUUGCUGGAGUUGGUAAUACUGAGGAUCGGACAAAGUUGUAUGAUUUGAAUUUCAGCAUUAUAAACUGGAUCUAGCUACUGCCUCACGUAACAAUAAAGGAAAACACCAUUUAA
This is a messenger RNA of Salvelinus namaycush (lake trout), 1053 nucleotides long. Its product is annotated as carnosine N-methyltransferase-like. Bases 1 to 564 code for a protein of 187 amino acids. Gene Ontology annotation, molecular function: S-adenosylmethionine-dependent methyltransferase activity. The record is from RefSeq and is a predicted model, not a curated record. The transcript is spliced from 3 exons. Lineage: Eukaryota; Metazoa; Chordata; Actinopteri; Salmoniformes; Salmonidae.